GACGGACACUCGAUAUGAAGGGCGGGGCUACGCACAGAGCGUGAUGGCGUCAUGACGAACGCUUUACAAUAAGCGCUGCGCUCCGCAAAUCUACGCACACGGGACUCGGCCUUGAUCCUCUCGCCGAAUAACACUUUUGAACGUCACGGGUCCACUCUGUCUGAGCUGGAGUGGCUGACAUGAGUGACACUCUGGAAUUCAAUGAAAUUUAUCAGGAGGUCAAGGGCUCCUGGAACGAUGGGCGUCUUCGCUUCAGUAAGCAGACAGUGGUGUAUAAAAAUAGUAAGACCGGGAAGGUGGACAGCAUUCCGGUGCCUGAGCUUUCUCAAGCCCAGUGGAGGAGAGUCUGUCUGGGUCAUGGCAUCAAGCUGUGCACCAGCACUGGAAACAUCUACAAAUAUGAUGGCUUUAAAGACACAGACCUUGAGAAGAUCUCAGAGUACUUCAAAGCCAACUACAAAGUGGAGCUGGUUGAGAAAGAUAUGUGUGUGAAGGGUUGGAAUUGGGGCACUGCUAAAUUUAAUGGGCCCUUGCUUUCAUUUGAGGUGAAUGAGAGUCCUGCGUUUGAGAUUCCGCUCGCCAGCGUGUCUCAGUGUGCGACGGGAAAGAAUGAAGUCACCGUGGAGUUUCAUCAGAAUGAUGACUCAGAGGUAUCCCUCAUGGAGGUGCGCUUCUAUGUCCCACCCACCACAGGGGACGAGGGCUCAGACCCUGUGGAGGCAUUUGCUCAGAACAUUCUGUCCAAGGCAGAUGUCAUUCAGGCGACUGGAGAUGCUGUGUGUAUCUUCAGAGAGUUGCAGUGCCUCACACCUAGGGGCAGGUACGACAUCCGCAUUUAUCCAACAUUCCUCCAUCUGCAUGGUAAGACAUUUGACUACAAGAUCCCAUACACCACAGUGCUGCGCCUUUUCCUGUUGCCUCAUAAGGACCAGCGGCAGAUGUUCUUUGUGAUCAGUCUGGACCCACCUAUUAAACAAGGUCAAACCCGCUAUCAUUUUCUCAUUCUCCUGUUUUCAAAAGAAGAGGAUAUCAACCUUACUCUCAACAUGAACGAGGAUGAGGUGGAGAGGCGUUUUGAGGGGAAACUUCAUAAAAACAUGUCUGGCUCUCUCUAUGAGAUGGUUAGCAGAGUCAUGAAGGCCCUGGUCAACAGAAAGAUCACAGUGCCUGGAAAUUUCCAAGGUCACUCAGGAGCUCAGUGUAUAACAUGUUCAUAUAAGGCCAGUUCAGGGCUGUUGUAUCCUCUGGAAAGAGGUUUCAUCUACGUUCACAAGCCCCCAGUGCACCUACGCUUUGAGGAGAUCGCCUGCGUGAACUUUGCUCGUGGAACCACCACAACCCGCUCCUUUGAUUUCGAGAUUGAGACCAAGCAGGGAAAUCAGUACACCUUCAGCAGCAUCGAGAGGGAGGAAUAUGGGAAACUCUUUGACUUUGUCAAUGCUAAGAAGUUAAGCAUCAAGAACAGAGGCUUCAAAGAGAAAAAGGGCAUGAAAGGUAACGAUGACAUGUACAGCGACUCAGACGACGACCAGCAUGACGCAUACCUGGAGCGCAUGAAAGAAGAGGGCAAGAUCCGCGAGGAGGCCAAUGACAGUGACGACUCAGAGGGCGAGAGUGAUGAGUCUUUUAAUCCUGGAGAAGAAGAUGAUGAAAUUGCAGAAGAGUAUGACAGUAAGGCCUCUGCCAGUGAAAGCAGCGCUGAUGAUGGGGACAGUGAUGGCGAUCGGAAGAAGAAACCAGCCAAGAAAGCUAAAUUUGUAAAAGAAAGAAAACCACGAAAGAAAGAGAAAAAGGCAAAGGACAGUAGCGCCCCCAAGAGGCCAAUGAGUGCCUACAUGCUCUGGUUAAACUCUAGCAGAGACCGCAUUAAAUCAGAGAACCCGGGCAUCUCUAUCACAGAAAUCUCUAAGAAGGCUGGAGAAAUGUGGAAACAACUUAGCAAAGAGAAGAAAGAGGAAUGGGAGGCAAAAGCAGAGGAAGCAAAGAAAGAGUAUGACCGGGUGAUGAGAGAGUACAAGGAGAGUGGAGGAGGCUCCUCAGGCAGCUCCAAAAAGGAGAGAAAGAAGAAAGGAGGGAAGAAUGAAGAAAAGAGGAAAAGGAAGUCUGGUGGUGGUAGGGAAAAAGAGAAGGAGCGCGCUACAGGCAACGAUAGCUUUAAGAGUCGAGAGUUCAUAUCCAGUGAAGAGAGCUCGUCAGAGUCAGACAAAGGCAAGGGACGGAAACGCAAGGGGUCUGAUGAUGAAGAGGAAGUGGUCAGCACACCGCCUAGCUCUGAAGAGUCCGGCUCAGACUAAAAGACACUAAUGACACACAUUAAAAGGGGAGUGAAAGAAAACACCAUUUCCCUUUCAUCAUUAUAAUGCACACGACCUGAUGGAAUCCCGAUACAGUACAAAUUACAGCAUAACAAGUUUUGUUUUGUUGUCAAGACAUCAUAAACACUUUUGUAUAUACCUUUGGUAGUGUUGACAUUAAUGGAGAAGAGGAAAAGUUCACCAAGAAAUGGAAAUUCUGUCGUCAUUUAAUUACAACCAUGUCGCUUUAAAUCCACAGGACCUUUUCUUCUAUGGAAUACAAAAGGACAGAUUUUGACGUACUGGAGUUUUUUUUCCAUGCAAUUACAAUGAAUGAAGACUAUGGCUUUAUAUGGCACCAUGAAGAUAUAAAAUAUGAAUAGUGCACUAUAUUCCGCACCUUAGCUCUCCUUGGAAUAAAACAUGGGUGGUCUAUUCCUUUAAAAUAGUGAGUAUUUCAUGAUGUCCUGUUCUUGUUCAGAUAUCUGCUUGUACAGAGAUAUUUUACAGUGCUGCUUUCCAAACACAACAGAAACCGACACAGCUAUUAAGCUUGCUCUAUAUGUAUUCGCAUUUAAAGCCUUUUUUUACAUUAGUACUCAUCCUGUAUUCGUAUUUUUUGAGUUUGAUCUGGGCGCAUUUACUUUUUACAGUAUUUUGUUCACACACGUUACCAAUUGUACAUGUUUGUUGUAACAUUAAACAAUCUACAUUUUAACAUUUCACUGCUUUUAAGAAAUGUUUCAACAAAUUAAAAUGAAUCAUUUA
This is a messenger RNA of Puntigrus tetrazona (Sumatra barb), 3062 nucleotides long. RefSeq names its product structure specific recognition protein 1b (gene ssrp1b). The transcript is spliced from 19 exons. Gene Ontology annotation, cellular component: FACT complex; nucleus. Lineage: Eukaryota; Metazoa; Chordata; Actinopteri; Cypriniformes; Cyprinidae. Bases 180 to 2294 code for a protein of 704 amino acids. Gene Ontology annotation, molecular function: histone binding; DNA binding; nucleosome binding. The record is from RefSeq and is a predicted model, not a curated record.